UGCACCGCGUGCGCCGCGGGCACGGCGAACCCCUACACGGGGCGCACGUCCUGCACGUCCUGCGUCGCGGGAAAGUACCAGCCGAGCGCGGGCCAGACGACCUGCGCCGACUGCUGGGAGGGGUCCUACUCGGCCGCGGGCGCGACGACGUGCGCGUCGUGCCCCGCGGGGACCUACGCGUCCGGCGGCGGCGACUCGUCCUGCACUUCUUGCCCCGCGGGCACCUACUCGGCGGCCGGCGCGACGUCCUGCACGUCCUGCGCCGCGGGCACCUACGCCUCGGCAUCCGGUGCUUCCUCGUGCGCCGUCUGCCCCGGGGGCCAGUACCAGGGGUCGACGGGCGCGUCC
Molecule: messenger RNA, 348 nt
Organism: Aureococcus anophagefferens
Lineage: Eukaryota; Pelagophyceae; Pelagomonadales; Pelagomonadaceae
Exons: 1
Source: RefSeq, a predicted model, not a curated record